AUGCCAAAGACGCUGCAGUCCCAGCCGCCCUCCCCAGUCAAGCAGCCAGCCAAUGCCCCUGCCCCCGACAAAUUAGACAAGAUGUCCGAAAUCACUCUCAGAAAGAAGAAGAACGCUGACGCUCAGGCUGCUUUCCGUGCACGCCGUGCCAACUAUAUUGCCACCCUCGAAGAGACAGGUCCGUCUGCUGCUAAGUACCUAAAUAUUCAUGUUCCGACAACUAAGUCGUAUACGCCGUAUACGCCGUAUACGGAAGUAGCGUAUCGUAUAUGGGUCCUGCUGACCCAGUUUACGCCCGUAAUUAUACGCGCGUAUGCGUAUACGUGGGAAAUUUUACGCGCGUAA
Molecule: messenger RNA, 345 nt
Organism: Fomitiporia mediterranea MF3/22
Lineage: Eukaryota; Fungi; Basidiomycota; Agaricomycetes; Hymenochaetales; Hymenochaetaceae
Exons: 2
Coding region: 1-345 (114 amino acids)
Source: RefSeq, a predicted model, not a curated record